AUGAUAUUGCGUAGCGGCAAAACUAGUCAAAACCUUGAAAUAGAAAAUGACCCAGAAAUAGUCCCUUCUAAUAAAAAUAAUUCAAAAAUGGAAAACAAAGAGUCAAAUCGAAAAGAUGCAGAAACUCAAGCUGAGGUUUCCGUGUUGGAUUGCGGGGGUGGAGGCCUACGCUCACGUCAGUCAAUCAACGGGAAAUCGGAAAACGGAGAAAAUGCGGAUCUGAAGGAAAUGCUCCAAAAUUAUGACGAUAUAUUUUCGAUAAAUAAGUAUGAUGUUGGAACUAUUAGAAUUGAACCACAACGGGUAAGGUUAACAUCAGACUUACCGGUGACAUUAAGGGCAUAUAAAACGUCCCCUAAACAACAGGAAGAAAUUGACAAUCAAAUUCGAGAAUUGCUAAAAGCAAAAAUAAUAAAAGAGAGCUCAAGUCCUUAUAGUGCACCUGUUACCCUAGUUUUUAAAAAAGACGAAAAUAAAAAAAGUCGGUUAUGCAUAGACUACAGGAAAUUGAACCAAAUUACAAAAUCAGAUGCAGAACCAUUGCCCUUAAUAGAAACACUCAUAGAUAAAUUAGGAAAAAGCCGAUAUUUCUCAAAAUUAGACAUGGCGUCGGGAUAUUGGCAUAUACCCGUACAUCCCCAAGAUACAGAAAAGCUUGCAUUUGUCACUAACAGUGGCCUAUAUGAGUGGAAUAAAUUGCCGUUUGGUUGGAAAAAUUCCGGAAGUUAUGAAAUUUGUAACGGAAUUGUUACCCCAGAUAAUAGUAAUAUUGAAGCUAUUAAAAAAUUGCAACCACCAACCAAUGUCAAAUCUCUUCAAAGAUUUUUGGGGUCAAUAAAUGUGUAUCGCAAAUUUAUAAACAACAAAGAAUGCCAUAUUUGUGUUGACGCGAGUCAAACUGGUGUGGGAGCAGUACUGAAACAGCCUGAUGAUUCUGGUACCUUACAUCCUAUAGCUUUCCAUUCCCGCUCUUUAAAGGAUUAUGAAAAAAAUUAUGGAAUUACGGAGCUGGAAUGUCUGGCUGUAGUCGAUUCUUUAAACAAAUUCCAUCACUAUCUUUUUGGUCGAAAAAUUACCAUACAUACUGAUCACGCCUCGUUAGUUUGGCUCAAAAAUGUAAAAAAUUUAAAAGGACGUUUGUUCCGAUGGUCCUUGUUAUUAAGCAUGUAUGACUAUGAUAUUAGGUACACGAAAGGUACCAUGAAUUUUGAGGCUGAUAUGCUCUCUAGAGAUAUACCUAAAAGUAAUCUAAAAGAGGAAGAUGCAGUAACAGUUACUGGAACCCAAGCUUCACAUCUACUGCAAUUGGAGGAAAUUAAAGAGGCUCAAAAAAAUGACAAUUUAACGGACAUAACUAAUUUUAACAAGCAUUGUCAUACGUGUCAGGUAAAUAAAAAACCUCGGCAAAAAAGAUUUGGCCUGCUACAAUCCAUGCUUCCGGUUGAAAAAGCAUUUGAUCUUGUUGCAGUAGAUAGUGUAGCUGGUUUCAAUUACUACAAUUCCACUAAAAAGUAUAUGACAUUAAUCAUUGACCAUCAUUCAAGAUAUAUGUGGUCUUUUGCGUCAAAGUCAAUUACUUCUGAAACAUACAUUAACUUUCUUAAGCAAGUUUUCACCGUACAAGUGCCUAAAAGUAUUUUGAGUGAUAAGAAUCCGGCAUUUACGUCUUCCCAUUUUAAGAAGUUUCUAAAGCACAAUAAAAUUAAACAAUUGUUGACUACAGCACACAGGCCAGAAUGUAAUGGCAAAGUGGAAAGACUAAACCAAACAAUUGUCACUCGAUUAAAGUGUAAAGUAAAUGAAACUUCUAAAAAAGUUCCUUGGCCUAAAUUACUGGAGCAGGUGACUCAAGAAUACAACUUGACUCCACACUCAGUAACAAAGUUUCCUCCUUCAUAUUUAAUGUAUGGUAUUGUACCUUUUGAAAAUCCAAUAAAAGAAGACAUAUAUCCUCCGGUCGAACAAGCAAGGAAAUUGGCAGUUGAAAGAACUAAAGAAUACCACGAAAGAAAUAAGAUAUACUACGAUGCAAGAUUUGUGGACAAAACUUUUAACACAAAUGACACUGUCAUAUAUGAAGAAUUCAAAUACCCUAAUUCUCGAAAACUGUCUCAACCAUUCAGUGGACCAUAUAAAAUUCUUCAAAAAAUUUCAGAUGUUAAUUAUGAAAUUAACAAACCGAAUGCGCAUACCAAAGAAAAAACACAAACAGUUCAUAUAUCUAAACUGAGGAAAUAUAAUGUACCGAGCAACUUCAAGCUAUCUCACGAGUGA
Uloborus diversus is the source of this 2274-nucleotide messenger RNA. RefSeq lists its product as uncharacterized. The coding region runs from base 1 to 2274 and encodes 757 amino acids. The record is from RefSeq and is a predicted model, not a curated record. The transcript is spliced from 5 exons. Gene Ontology annotation, molecular function: nucleic acid binding. NCBI's taxonomy places the organism in Eukaryota, Metazoa, Arthropoda, Arachnida, Araneae, Uloboridae. Gene Ontology annotation, biological process: DNA integration.